CGCGCCGCAGCUGAGAUUGACAGCCAGUGUUGACGUGCGCGCUUUAUUUAUUACGGCUACGAAAUGUCAUCUAAUAUAAUAAGCGAUAAAUAUCCAAAUGAUGUGAAGUUGAAUAGUUUUAGUGCAUUUACUGAUAAAAGUUUAGCGCCGAUAAACGGUAGGUAUAGAUCGAAAAGUUUGUCGAGUGAUAAGUUGAACAAAACGAAUGCGGAUCGAGCGGCUAUAUUGGAAGAUAUCGAAGACCAUCACGUUUCAGAGAAGUCGGAGACUCCAGGCUGUCUGGUCGGCAAUAGAGUUUCGGAUCAAGGAGGUCACAACACUAUGAACGGGUUCAAUUCAAAAGAGGGCAAAGUAUCGUACGGCACAGACAGCCCAGCAAGAGGUCGGAGAGUCAUAUUCUGUGUGCACGGCAACCCAUCGACAGGGUGCUGUGCGGUCAUAGAAACCAGUGCUGACGGAGAAGAUGGAGACCAGCGCAAUGGAAGCAUAUCGGAGGUUGAAAGACAUUGCCACAGAUCGAGGAAUGAAGAAAUAGACAAAAGGGCGCGAAGAAAGUUGAUCAUAGCCAGUAUACUAUGUGUUAUAUUUAUGAUAGGAGAAAUUGUAGGUGGUUACUUGUCAAACAGUUUAGCGAUAGCCACGGAUGCUGCUCACCUGCUCACAGACUUCGCUAGUUUUAUGAUUUCUCUAUUCUCAUUAUGGGUGUCCAGCAGGCCAGCAACCAGACGCAUGCCCUUCGGCUGGUACCGUGCGGAGGUGAUAGGAGCCCUAACAUCGGUGCUUCUGAUCUGGGUGGUAACUGGAGUGCUAGUGUAUAUGGCAGUCCAGCGAGUUAUAUACAAGCAGUUCGAGAUCGACGCUACUGUCAUGCUUAUUACCUCCGCUGUGGGCGUUGCUGUUAAUCUUGUCAUGGGUCUGACGCUGCACCAGCACGGACACUCGCACGGCGGCGGCGGCGGACACGGACACUCGCACGGUAGCAGCAACCCCGUGCUUAAUAAUAAGAAGGAGCGAGCAGACUCCGAUGCUGAGAGUUCCAAUUCUCACUCUCACUCUCACCAGCAAGAGAACAUCAACGUCCGCGCCGCCUUCAUCCACGUGCUCGGAGACUUCCUGCAGAGCUUCGGAGUACUCAUCGCCGCCAUCGUCAUCUACUUCAAGCCGAGUUGGAACCUGGUAGACCCGAUCUGCACAUUCCUGUUCUCCGUAUUGGUGCUGAUCACCACAUUCAACAUCAUCAAGGAUACCCUCUUAGUGCUCAUGGAGGGAUCGCCUAGAGGUGUUGAUUUCCAGGAGGUAGCAAACACUUUCCUGUCUCUGCCCGGAGUAGUUCGCAUACACAACCUGCGCAUGUGGGCCUUAUCGCUCGACAAAACUGCACUGUCCGCGCAUUUGGCUAUCCGUACCGGAGUGAGUCCCCAGAAAGUUCUAGAAGAAGCAACCAGAUUAGUUCAUGAUAAAUACAACUUCUUCGAGAUGACGCUACAAAUCGAAGAGUUCAAUGAUGGCAUGGAAGACUGUAGCCAGUGCAAGAUGCCUCAAGCCUAAAUGUUGGUACACAGCUUUUAUCAUGGAGAACAAAAUGACUAGCGGAGAUGCCAUAACGAAAAAUCUCCUAAGAAAGUAUCGCGCCAAAAUGCGGGGGACGAGCGUUACUAGCCUCCCCUCACACGCUUUUUUUAAAACCAGCCCAUUUUUUCAAAAUAAAAGCACCAUUCUGUCAAAGAUUGACAAGGGUCUCGAGCGCCUCGUAAGUUCUAGUAUGUGAUCGUUUUGAUCACACCUGCCGUACGUUGCUAGACCUACAAGAAGGCGCCUGACCUACCGUCCUUAUGGCAUCUCCGCUCAUCUUUCUUUCUUCCGUGGCUUUUGUAAAUAUCUAUCGGUGCUAAGAAGGUGCUAUAUGAUAUUUUGAUAAUAUCUACAGUACAUAUUUUAAGGUACUGUGCUAUAAAUUAUUCAUGAAGUGAUACAAAGACAAUAUUUUGCUCACUUAAAAUUAUUGAUUGAUUGAUUGAUUCUUCAGUGCAAUAAUUACAAAAUUAUACAGUAGCUCGAAAACUAACUGCCUAAAAGUUAUAUACACCUGUAACUCACCAGUCACGCCAACUUCUUAUAAGAAAAGUUCCAUCUAUUUUAUUAACAACGCACUGCGUUCGACAGUAUUUAUUAUAUUUAAAUAACAACCACUUGGUUCGUAGCAUAUCUUAAAUGUUACUAAGUUGUUGAAAAUGUAUGGAAAUCCAAGUAUUUUCGUCUAACUUGGGCCCUCAAAUCAUAGCGAAUUUACGCAUAAAACGUUGCAAUGUUGUGCCUUUAGUUAUCAUCGCCAAUUUAGUGUCUAAAAAACUAUUUUAAAGUUAAGAAUAAUAUGUCUUUAAAAAAAGUCCAAUCGGAUACAAAUAAAAAAACAUAUAAGCAAUGUCUUCCUAAGAGAAAAUAUGGCCUGCAUUGUAAAAAAAUAGUUAAUAGUCGGUGAGUGAGGCUAAAGCCAAAAAUAUUUAGAGGCUAUUAACCAGUUUUACUACUUUUAUCUAAGUACCAGAUAGUUCAGAAUUUGGAAAGAAUUUAUGUAUUAAAGUAAUGAAGAUAUUAAUUUUGGAUAUUACUUCUUACUCUGUAUUUUUACUCCAAAGAUAAUAAAAUGUUAAUCAUAAGUUACUAGUUUGUCCCACGGCCUGAAUCGGCUGUUUCUGUGAAGAAUACAAGGCAUGCCGAAAUAUAAUUGGUCCCAGAGGUUCAAUUAUAAUGUAUGCACCUACAAUUGGGAGUGUUUAGCAUUUUAAUCUUGUAAUAAAUAAAUAUAUCUAGAUUUUGAUGAACUUUUAAAAAAACGUUUGCUUUUAAAGUUUACCAUAGAGAGAGAUAUUCUAAUGUCAAAAGCAUGUUCAAAGUUGUCAAGUUUUCCAACUUGGUUAAAAUCCGAAUUUAUAACUAGGAGUGUAUGUAUUAAAUACUAUUUAAAGUUACUUCAAGUGUUAUUUGUAUAUAGCGUAAUAUUUAUUAGUAAGUAGAGUUUACAUCAAGUUAAAUCAUGUAAACUGUUAAAUAAUUAUAAGCGAUUCCAGUUUGGAUAAAAUUAAAGUUAAAUCAAUAAAUGAAUACAUUUUGAAAA
Molecule: messenger RNA, 3115 nt
Organism: Helicoverpa zea (corn earworm)
Lineage: Eukaryota; Metazoa; Arthropoda; Insecta; Lepidoptera; Noctuidae
Product: zinc transporter 2-like
Exons: 10
Coding region: 64-1548 (494 amino acids)
Biological process (GO): response to zinc ion; zinc ion transmembrane transport
Cellular component (GO): plasma membrane
Molecular function (GO): zinc ion transmembrane transporter activity
Source: RefSeq, a predicted model, not a curated record